Molecule: messenger RNA, 1813 nt
Organism: Electrophorus electricus (electric eel)
Lineage: Eukaryota; Metazoa; Chordata; Actinopteri; Gymnotiformes; Gymnotidae
Gene: pax9
Product: paired box 9
Biological process (GO): regulation of transcription by RNA polymerase II; anatomical structure development
Molecular function (GO): DNA-binding transcription factor activity, RNA polymerase II-specific; RNA polymerase II cis-regulatory region sequence-specific DNA binding
Source: RefSeq, a predicted model, not a curated record
AUUAAAACCGUCCUCAGAGCGGCUUAGAGGACAUCACUCUGGAGUUUCUUUUAUCAUCGGAGUGUUACGCGCAAUGGAACCAGCCUUCGGGGAGGUGAACCAGCUAGGUGGUGUUUUUGUAAACGGAAGACCGCUACCCAACGCUAUCCGGCUCAGGAUUGUAGAGUUAGCCCAGUUGGGCAUAAGGCCUUGCGACAUCAGCAGGCAGCUUCGGGUCUCUCACGGCUGUGUAAGCAAGAUUCUGGCCCGCUACAACGAGACUGGCUCCAUUCUACCCGGCGCAAUCGGUGGCAGCAAGCCACGGGUUACAACUCCCACAGUGGUAAAGCACAUACGGACUUAUAAACAGCGGGACCCGGGCAUUUUCGCCUGGGAGAUUAGGGACCGGCUCCUUGCCGACGGCGUGUGCGAUAAAUUUAAUCUGCCAUCAGUGAGUUCGAUCAGCCGGAUCCUCCGCAACAAGAUCGGAAAUCUGUCACAGCAGAACCAAUACGAGACGAGCAAACAGACUUCUCACCCUCAGCCACAACCCACACUGCCGUAUAACCACUUAUACUCUUAUCCGACUCCGAUCGCAGCGGCGGGGACUAAAGUGCCAACUCCCCCUGGCAUGCCCACGCUUCCUGGACAUAUGGCUAUGCACAGAAUAUGGCCCUCUUCGCAUUCUGUCACAGAUAUUUUGGGCAUUCGAUCAAUAACGGAGCAGCAAAUUAGUGACAGUCCGACCUUUCCCAGUGCCAGACUAGAGGAAUGGAGCGCUAUUAGCAGGAGUAAUUUCUCGUCAGCGAGCUCUCCACUAGUCAAUGGCGUGGAUAAGCCUCACUUAGAAGCUGACGCAAAAUACUCACAGACGCCGAAUGGCUUGCCCACAGUGAGCAGCUAUGUCACAGCUCCCAGCAUCCAUCCCUACCAUCCACCCACCCAAGUGUCGCCUUACAUGGGGUACAGCGCCACCACGUCGGCCUAUGUGACCGGCCCCACAUGGCACCCGCACAGUGGCAGUGUUCUCUCUCCCCACAGCUGUGACUUUGCUGCCCCGCUGACCAUCAAGGGCAUGGCAGCCGCCCGGGACUUCGGGCACCCUGUCACGGCCUCCGCUCUGUGACCCACAAGCAAGUGGCCCCCGGAGAGACGCACUGCGUGCGUCUUUCCAGAAACUGUCGGCGGAUGGACUAAUGCCAGCUCGUCGGUGCAUUUAUGAAUGACUAGUGAGCGAGAGGGAGAGAGAGAGAUCGUGCCGAUGGCAGCCGUCUCUGACCACACUGCAGAGACGAACGCCUUUUUAGACAACGUUGCAGUUUUGGGUGCACAGGUCACUGUGGUCGAGAGCGCUGGAGCUUUCUCAGAUGUGUCAUUGCUAGUUCAAUUUCAGUGAUCCUUUCUGUGAAUAAUUUGUUUUUUUGUUUUUUAAAUGGGUCAAAUAGUACUAACUGAAUAAGCAUUGUGUAAAAGAAACAGCCAGUUUGCAUUUAAGUGUUUCAAGAUGUUAUAAUCGACUAAAGUCCAGAUGUUGUGCUCUGUUUUUAUGUCACGUUUUGAUAAAAAAGAAAAAAAAAAAUUUAAAGAAUGCCAAAUUUCACUUCUCUUAUAAUAUAUUCCUGAGUUUUGGGGAGAAGUCGUUACAUUUAUUUAUUAAACUGUAAGGUACGCAGAAUGCUGUGCAGUUACUACAGAUGAAUGCAAGUAGAGCCAGUGUAGGACGGUGAUGCACAUUCUGACAGCACCAGAAUCCAUUCAUGCUACAUUAAUGAUCAGUGAAGCUGCACACUUCUAAAUAUUGCACAAUGAAAUUGAAUGUAUCUUAUUAAAAGGA